CGCUAGACCCCCUCAGUCCUCCCCUUCCGUGCCGGAUCCCGGUCCGACUCCGACUCCGACUUCGACUCCGGCCACCGCACGCCCGGGGCAAUUGAACGGACGAAAGACGCCAUUCGCCUUUCAUACAUACAUACAUACACACACACGAGGUACAAGUACAAAAUCAUGGCGGACGCGGCCGAUUCGCAGGCCGCCCGCGAGCGGCGCGAGAAGCACCACGAGGCCGACGUCGUCGUCGUGGGUGCGGGCGUCUUCGGGUGCGCGAUAGCCUACGCCCUCGCCAAUCAAGGGCGCAGCGUCAUCCUGCUCGAGCGGUGGAUGCACGAGCCGGACCGCAUCGUCGGUGAGCUGCUGCAGCCCGGCGGCGUGGCCGCCCUGCGGGAGCUGGGGCUAGGGCACUGUCUCGAGGGCAUCGAUGCCGUGCCUUGCUACGGAUACCACAUUGUGUACCGCGGGGACGAGGUGGCGUUCCGGUAUCCGUCUCUGGAGAAAGACGGUGAGGUGAUUGUGGACCCCGCGGGCAACAGGGAAAAGUACAAGCAGGGGCUGGCCGCGUUUGCCGACGGACAUGCCAACGGGCAAGCCAACGGGCAUGCGAAGGACGCCGGCCGGCCGGAGGGCAGGAGUUUCCACCACGGCAGGUUCAUCAUGCAGCUGCGCCGGGCCUGCCUGGAUCACCCGAACAUCAGCGUCUUCGAGACGGAAGUCACGGCGACCAUCAAGGGCGACCACUCGGACGCGGUCCUGGGGGUGCAGACCCGAACCAAGGAUAAGGCGACGGGCAAGAAGGAUCCCGACUGCUUCUUCGGCCACCUGACCGUCAUCGCGGACGGCUACGCCUCCAUCUUCCGCAAGGAGCUCCUCGGCACGACGCCCGUGGUGCGCAGCAAGUUCUACGCCCUCGAGCUGAUCGACUGCCCCUUCCCGCCGGCCAACACGGGCCACGUCGUCAUCGGCGAUCAGUGCCUCGCCCUCCUCUACCAGAUCGGCACGCACGAGACGCGCGCCCUGAUCGACGUGCCCAACGACCACCCGGCCGCGGCGCCCUCGGCCGGCGGCGCGCGCGGCUACAUCGAGAACAUCGUGCUGCCCGCGCUCCCGCCGCACGUGCAGCCGAGCGUGCGCGCCGCCCUGGCCGACGGCCGCAUCCCCCGGAGCAUGCCCAACUCGUGGCUGCCGUCGACCAAGCAGACGCGGCACGACGGCGUCAUCGUCGUCGGCGACGCCCACAACAUGCGGCACCCGCUGACGGGCGGCGGCAUGACGGUCGCCUUCAACGACGCCCUCGUCCUCGCCUCGCUGCUCUCCCCGGCCCGGAUCCCCUCCCUGUCGGACCACGCGGCCGUGCGCGCGGCCAUGGCCUCCUUCCACUGGCGCCGCAAGCGCCUCACGAGCAUGAUCAACGUGCUCGCCCAGGCGCUCUACAGCCUCUUCGCCGCCGACGACUGGCAGCUGCGCGCCCUCCAGCGCGGCUGCUUCGCCUACUUCAAGCGCGGCUGGACCGACGAGCCCGUCGCCAUGCUCGGCGGCGUCCUCCGCCGCCCCACCACCCUCGCCUACCACUUCUUCAGCGUCGCCUUCCUCGCCAUCUGGUUGCACCUCCUCGACCUCUGCGGCCGCUCCCCCCUCGGCAUCCUCAUGCUGCCCCUCGCCCUCGUGCAGGCCGUGCUGAUCCUCUGGAAGGCCUGCGUCGUCUUCUUGCCCGUCAUGGCGGCCGAGUUGCGCUGAUGAUGAUGAUGAUGAUUGAUCAUGAUCAUGAUGAUAAUAGGAAGAGGGGUUGGAGUCGUCCGGGAGUUUUUUUCGGAGGCGAAGGUGACGAGGGGAGAAAGGGGGAGAAGGGGAGCGGGAGGGGGUGGUGGUUGUAGUCCCCCUAGCCCCGUGGAUGAGAGAAGGGGGGAGAGAAGGGAGGAGGGAAAAAAAACAAGACCAAAAGGAAGAAGAUCAUAGAGGAGGGUGGUGUUUGGAACAUUCCACUCUGCUCUUUUUCAUUUUUCUCUUCUUCUUCUCUUUGCCUUCUUAUCAUUCAGUGUAUAUGUGUUAAGUAUUUUUUUUAUAUCGGGCUUUGAGAUAUCAGACA
Molecule: messenger RNA, 2077 nt
Organism: Thermothelomyces thermophilus ATCC 42464
Lineage: Eukaryota; Fungi; Ascomycota; Sordariomycetes; Sordariales; Chaetomiaceae
Product: squalene epoxidase
Exons: 1
Coding region: 166-1728 (520 amino acids)
Biological process (GO): ergosterol biosynthetic process
Cellular component (GO): membrane; endoplasmic reticulum
Molecular function (GO): squalene monooxygenase activity; flavin adenine dinucleotide binding
Source: RefSeq, a predicted model, not a curated record